Sclerotinia sclerotiorum 1980 UF-70 is the source of this 417-nucleotide messenger RNA. RefSeq lists its product with no specific name. The record is from RefSeq and is a predicted model, not a curated record. The transcript has a single exon. The coding region runs from base 1 to 417 and encodes 138 amino acids. NCBI's taxonomy places the organism in Eukaryota, Fungi, Ascomycota, Leotiomycetes, Helotiales, Sclerotiniaceae.
AUGAUCGGAUCCCAACCUCAAAUUGAGCUCUCCCACGCCUUUGAAAGACUUCUCGAAGAACGUCGUGACGCGGAACGUCUCCGUCGAGAUUUAAUUCACUAUUGGCACAACUUAAUUCUCGAAGCUAAGAAACGCACCAAGGAACUCGAACGAGCAUUUUAUCAGGCGGAAAAUUGUGGUGAUACACCUUUUUCUAGUGAGAAAACAAUUGUACCUGGGACUCCUGAUACUUUUACGGAGUUGACUGGAUUAAGUCGAUUAUCUUCAUCAUUAAAUUCUGUCACUAGUAAAGGUGCAAAAACCCGUUUAAGGUUGGACAAUUUGAGUACAGAGAGGAUUCAGAAGAAGUUGGAGGGUUUACUUAAGAGGUAUCAGGGGAUUAUUAAUUUUUCAAAAGGAAAUAGUGGAAAGGAAUAG